AUGCAGCCUUCAUCUAAUAAACGCCGUCGCAAGAGCAAUCGGAAGCAUACCUCGAAUGAUGCAGACCCCAAGCCAGAUGAAACGACCAGCCAGGGUGCUGGAGUGCAUGCUCCUGCGACGAUUGUUCCCGAAUUGGCAGAGAUACCCCAAAUAGUCAUGGAGGAAAUGAUGAAGACUUCGCCCCGGCAGGUUGCCCAAGCAAUGGACGGGCGAAAUGACUUGUUAGACAAUUCGAACAACAACUCGGAAAAGCACAUCAAAGAAGCCUUUCGCUUUGGUGCUCACACAAUGGUGUUGGCACAAAUGAGACGUUGGUCCGCCAAUGAAGAUGUUCAGAUGUGUGGUUGUUUUUGCAUUGAAAAAUUGGCCUACAUGGAUGAGAGGGAACCACAAGUUAUUGAUGCUGGAGCCGUCGAAGUGGUUCUAUCGGCAAUGCACAAGUUCCCAAGUUCGGUGGGAGUUCAGUAUGGUGGGUGUCUAGCACUCAAGAAUUUGUUAUCAGGUGACUCGUCGUCUUCCCAAUCUACACAAACUAUCUCGGCUCGCUUUGUUCAGCAACUGGGUGGAGUGCUGGUAGUGAAACAUGCCAUGGAAGCAAACUUUGAGGACACAGAGAUACAAUCGGUUUGCUGUGAUAUCUUGCGUUUCUUGGCCCUCAAGAAGCAAUUUCUUACUGCCAUGCUGGAAGCCGGGGUGGGUGGUAUUGUCAUGAAAACAUUGGAGCAUCAUUGGAAGAAAGACAAAGGCGUCAAGAGGGUAAGGCGACACAUUGCAUGGAAAGUUUGUUCCCGAAGACUGGGUGAUCGCUAG
Molecule: messenger RNA, 810 nt
Organism: Seminavis robusta
Lineage: Eukaryota; Bacillariophyta; Bacillariophyceae; Naviculales; Naviculaceae
Source: the annotation of a GenBank genome assembly